GAUUAUCAUGGCACACCAUCAAAUGUAAACUUGAAAGUUUAAAAAGUAGAAAUCAAAAUUUUCUCAAACAGCUUGGUGUAACUAAAUAUUAUUUAUUCAAAGUUAAUAUCCCCCUUUAUUUAAAAUGGCAACCGCCAUGGCGGUUUGUGAAAUUUGUGAUGAAGAUUUUGACACAGAAGACCACAAGCCAAUGUGCUUGACUUGUGGUCAUACCUAUUGUGUCUCCUGCAUUACAAGCUUAUCUACAGUUCAUGGAGCCAAGAGCUGUCCUAAAUGCAGGAAGAAAAUUCGUAAGCCUACUAAUGAAUUGUUAGUCAACUACAGCUUGAUUCCCUCGAAGAACAAGGCAUGUAAACAGAAAAAAAAAACAGAGUCAAAGCCUCUCUGCUCUCAACAUGACAGGCAGCUGGAUUACCUGUGUGUAAGCUGCAUUAAAUUCGUCUGUUUUACAUGCACAAGAGGCAUUCAUGGCGAACACAAAAUCGAGGUCGUUAAUAACCUGCUCCAGAACGCCGAUGCGGACUCAAAGGCCAAAAUACAGUCCGCAAUAGUAGAAAAAAUAAAGCGACUGAAGAAAAAUUUACAAGUAUCUCAGACUUUGAUAAGUGACAUCAUACAACUUAGGGCUGAUGUGGAUGAAUGGAAUGAUUUUCUAGAAGACCAAAUACGGUCUACCAAGUCAGAUCUCAUGGCCUGGAACGCCUUGGCCUCCAGUGUUGGCAAAAAAAAUAGUGUCGAAUGCGAGGAAAUUCUACAGCGUCUGACAUCGGAACCUUCUGAAAAUAAGUUACCUGAAAUCAAAAGGCAGCUGAGCAGGAUUCUGCGAAACGUCACCCCAACCGUGUAGAGAGUUAGAGGACUGCCCCUGACAGUGGACAUUCUUUUAAUAAGUUUCUUUAUUUAGAAAU
This is a messenger RNA of Hyalella azteca, 908 nucleotides long. RefSeq names its product E3 ubiquitin-protein ligase TRIM31-like. The transcript has a single exon. The record is from RefSeq and is a predicted model, not a curated record. Lineage: Eukaryota; Metazoa; Arthropoda; Malacostraca; Amphipoda; Hyalellidae. Bases 125 to 847 code for a protein of 240 amino acids. Gene Ontology annotation, molecular function: zinc ion binding.